Molecule: messenger RNA, 1986 nt
Organism: Acanthosepion pharaonis
Lineage: Eukaryota; Metazoa; Mollusca; Cephalopoda; Sepiida; Sepiidae
Source: the annotation of a GenBank genome assembly
AUGGUUUCAAUAUUGGAACAGCCUGAAUUGGCUAAAGAAGGUACAAGACCUCAGGAUGGCGUUAGAGAUAUGAUCAUUAUUAGUAAUAUUGAUGAAAAUGGAGUGAAUACUAAUCUUGAAACGAGAUAUAAAAAAGAUAUUAUAUACACAUUCACUGGAUCCAUCUUGAUUGCUGUAAACCCCUACAAAUCCUUGGCAAUCUAUGAAGAGAAAGACAUCAAAGAGUACAGUGGCAAAAAACUCAGUCAAGUGGAGCCACAUGUCUUUGCCAUUGCAGAAGCUGCAUUUCAACAUUUGAAGAAUAAUGAUGUCAACCAAUCUUGUAUCAUUAGUGGUGAGAGUGGUGCUGGAAAGACAGAGACAACUAAAUUUAUUUUACAAUACCUGUGUUCUGUUACCAAUCACACAUCCUUCUGGGUAGAACAGCAAAUUCUAGAAGCAAAUACAAUCUUGGAAGCCUUUGGCAAUGCAAAGACAGUACGAAAUGACAACUCUAGUCGGUUUGGCAAAUUUAUGCAAGUUUGUUUUGAUGACAAAUACCAGAUCAUUGGGUGUAUUAUUCAAGACUAUUUGUUAGAACAGUCUCGUAUCACAUUCCAGUCUCCCAAUGAACGGAACUACCAUGUAUUUUAUCAGAUUGUUGCUGGUGCUGCUGCAAAUCCUGAGAUAAAAGAACAGUACUUUAUCCAAAAUAUGGAAUCAUAUAAUUACUUGAACCAAAGUGGGUGCUAUAAACUGGAUGGUCACAAUGAUGUGACGAUGUUUGAUGCUUUGCGUCUUGCCUUUGGUGUACUGAGUAUCCCCCUCAACAUGGUCAGUGGUAUAUUCUCAGUCAUCUCUGCCAUUUUACUGCUGGGAAAUUUACAGUUUGAGGACAUUGAUGGAGAGAAGUGUCAGUUAACUGAGACUGACACAGAAAUUAUAAGCAAAGUCUGUGAUUUACUUGGCCUUAACAAAGAAGGACUCACUGAGGCAGCUCUUUUUCGGCAAAUUCAUGUCCGUGGAACUGUCACGAGUAUUCCAUUCAAAAUGCAGGAGUCAAGUGAAAAUCGUCAUGCUAUGGCAAAAGCAUUAUACUCCCGGACAUUUGCUUGGUUAGUAGAUAGUAUAAACAAAUGCAUCAACCCUGGAACAAAUCGUUCAAGAUUUGCUGGAAUUUUGGAUAUUUUUGGAUUUGAAAAUUUUCAGACUAAUAGUUUUGAACAGCUCUGCAUUAACUACACAAAUGAGAAAUUGCAUAAAUUUUUCAACCAUUACGUAUUUGCCUUGGAACAAGAAAUUUACCAGAAAGAAGGAAUCUCUUAUUCUCACAUUAACUACACUGAUAAUGGUCUUUGUGUGGAACUUAUUGAAAAAGCUCCCCGGUGUAUUCUUAAAAUUUUGGAUGAAGAAUGUCGAUUCCCACAGGGUUCGGAUAAAUCUUACCUGAACAAGCAACAUCAGGAAUUUGGUGACCAUUUAUACUAUAUCAAGGGUCAGGACCGACGUUGCUGGGAGGUAGAAUUUGGGAUCAAGCAUUAUGCUGGACCUGUCUUGUACAAAGCUCAUGGAUUUUUGGAAAAGAACAAAGAUGUUCAACAGGACCAGUUAUUUGAAUUGAUGUAUGAAUCAAAAAAUCCUUUUGUGAAGGAUCUGACACGCUUCCAGAAUCUGCUUGGAGUGCGUUUGGAAGAUCUUGGUGGUCGACAAACAAUAUCGCGUACAGCCAGAAGUAAACCUACUGUGGCUGACACAUUUAAGCACCAACUCUCAGCCCUGGUCGAUGUUCUGGAACUGACCAAUCCUUGGUAUGUGAGAUGCUUAAAGCCUAACUCCAAAAAAGUGCCUAAUAAUUAUCAGGUUUCUGAUGUCCUGUCUCAGUUGAGGUAUUCUGGGAUGUUAGAUCUCAUCAAGAUAAAAAAAGAGGGUUAUCCUGUUCAUGUUCCAUUGACAAAACCCUUUGAUGAAAAUAUUCUUCAAGUUUCAUUAUUUCUAAACCCUUUCUAA